This is a messenger RNA of Paraglomus brasilianum, 1278 nucleotides long. NCBI's taxonomy places the organism in Eukaryota, Fungi, Glomeromycota, Glomeromycetes, Paraglomerales, Paraglomeraceae. The record is from the annotation of a GenBank genome assembly.
AUGGGACAAAAUAGUUCCGAAAUAGUUAAGCGAGAAGAAGUAUUCUUUCUGAGCGGUGGGUUAAGUGUUAUAGGUUAUUCUCCUACUUCCAAAGGAGGAUUACCACUAUGUGAAGUACCUUGCACAAUUUCUUUUCCAGUUCAAUUUAGAGAUAACAAAGGAUUUUUAAUUUCUUAUGAUUGUGCUACCACUAGUGUUUUUGUAGAUGAUAUUUUAAUCGGUAAAGUUUCGAAUUUCUACAAUUUUAAACCUGAACUUGGUCUCGAGUAUGCGUUUGGAAAUAGUGUGGUGAUGCCAUUAGUAUCUAUUCCUGUAUUACCUAUUCCUAAUCAACCUCCUCUUAACUUUGAAGUUUGUGCUUUUGGAGGAGAAAGUGGAUUUGUUUGUGGAGAAAUUGUGGAUUUUGGUGUCACAAUAACGGUAAAUGUUCCGAAAACGUGUGGAGAUAAGACUACUCAACUUUUCAAUGUAACUAAAGUGCUAAUGAAUAAAGUUUAUUCUGAAGGCGAUCUUGGUGCUCCCGUUUAUAUUCCUCUAAUUCUUGCGGACAGCGGUGGAUUAAAAAUAGCCAGUGGUGAUUUAAGUUAUCUUUUGCCACCUAAUAACACGGAUUCUGGUAGUGUUUCUGUAUCUGAUGAUUUAACAAAGGAGUCAAAUGUUUCAGACAUUAAUAAUCUUGUUCGUCGGCAACCUCCUCAACCUCAAGCAGUAGAUGUUCAUGCCGGGAAGAGGAUGUGGAUUUUUAAAUCUAAUCAUGGUGAAGCCCCCAUUGAUGGAAAUAAUGCUAAAAAAUGUACUUUCGGUUUUGCAGUAAGAAAAGUUCGCGGACGCAACCGCUUUGACCAUGGAUUUUUAACUUUGAGUGGUUGUAUGCAUGGUACUAUAAUGGGGUUUCCAUAUAAUGGCAACCCUGCUUACUAUACUCCUAAUCAAAAUUGGGUGCAACAAGAAGCAAUCCAAUUAGGGGCAAUUGGAAGUUUAGUACAUGAACCCGCUAAUGACAACCACAACCUCAAACUUGAUUGUAUGAAAAUCAAGAACUUUGCUGGUGAGGAAGUUCCUCUGGUCAUAUGUGUGGAACAGUUGUUGAUACUAGUGCAACACGAGUCAAAGCUAAUCCCUGAAGAUGGAAUAUUUAUGUUGAUGCGUUUAAUCAAGGUUCGUGUGGAUGAGAAUUAUCGACCUCAUGCUGAGGAGGGUCAUCAUCAGAGUGAUAGCGGUGCUCCCGUUUACCUCCCCUCUCAUAAUAGACUUGGCUUAAUAACUGCGGCUCGACCG